UCACUGGAGAAGGUGCACACGUUCGAUGAUAGCUAAGGAAGAAGGAAGUUACUUACACACGUUACGCUGAAUGGGCUGAUCAACUUGCUAUUUAGGUUACGUCCUCCUGAUCAGAAACAUCUUCUUCAUCGUAUUCUCUUUCUGGGUAUCAGAUUAGACUUCUGAGGAUGGCACAGGAUACAGCACCGCAAACGUUCUGCUUGUGAACUCCAAGGAUACACUCAUAGUCUACAAGUCAUUGUAAUGUCUAAAGAGUGUCCACGUCUGUCCUGGCUGUGUCCAAGUGUGGAUUUGCAAAUAAACAGUCCCUUUAGGGGUUGUGUCAUAUGUCACUUUACGCAUGCAUCGAUCAGACUGGAUGGUGUGGUCCAAAGAGGCUCAAAGGAGAGCAGAGAGGAGAGCAGAAGCCAGGCUGGCUUACGGCUUACAGAGGCUAGAUGAAGCCAAACACUACCACCUCAGCACACUGGCCCGAGAACAGCACAUGCUACAGAGACACCUCCUCGCCAUCAAGACAGGUAGCCGGUGGAGAGGCAGGAACACUGUGGGAUUGCAGUCUUCCAAUCUUGAACUCAGCCACCCUCCUGUGUCCUAUACGAAGAUGCUGUUACCCAUAAUUCCACUUGCAGGAGGGGAGCCAGAUAGGCACAGGUCUGCGAAGCCGUACUCCAGCCGUUCUCUGCAGGAUCGGGUUCAGGACUUCAUCAGCAGUGGCGAGAACAGGGCCGAGAGCUCCACAGCGCAGCUCUGUCUCCCGUGUCUCAAACUGCCCACAAACACGCUGCCCCCAGAUGUCCCGCAGAGGGAGAGCAGGGACAGAGAGCCGGUCAGGCUGCGCGUGGCGUCACAUGGGGAGAGAGAGAGAGAGACGCAGAGGCCUCUGUGGGAAACGGUGAGAGGCAGGCACAAAGACGGACACAGAGAAAAUGAGCUGACAGCAGCACAUGCAAGAGACAGGGAAAAAGCAGAAGACAGGGACAGGGUUGUCUCUUCCUCUACUCCUCUUUCUCCCCUAUCGGAGUUAUCUGCUCCUGAUGGCCACCCAAGGACAGUUCACACUCUGCCUGACUUUGCCCAAGCCAUGACGGAGGCACGCAAAUCCCGGUACAUCCGACACCGCGGUCAGCCUCUAUCCGAAAGGGAGCUCAGCAUCAAAGAGAUAUUUUCCAGGACCUCCAUAGACAUCAACGCCACACACUGACUGCAGUACACAUGUGCACACCUCUCUGAUGAUCAGAACUUUUCAUAAUUUUGAUUUGUUGUGAAUAUCAUUCAUAGACAUUCACUUUCACACAAAUAUUCUUAGCUCUCAAACUUUCACAAUAUGCUCAUCGGUAUAUUACAUUGCAACCAUAAAAUGGACUAAGCUAUUAGGCUAAUUUUAGACAUUUUGCAAGAAAUAUAAUAAUUCAGUUUUGAGACAUUUAAUCUCACCAUGGUG
Messenger RNA from Electrophorus electricus (electric eel), 1441 nucleotides. It is a transcript of the gene ccdc190, whose product is annotated as coiled-coil domain containing 190. NCBI's taxonomy places the organism in Eukaryota, Metazoa, Chordata, Actinopteri, Gymnotiformes, Gymnotidae. The record is from RefSeq and is a predicted model, not a curated record.